Molecule: messenger RNA, 6013 nt
Organism: Apus apus (common swift)
Lineage: Eukaryota; Metazoa; Chordata; Aves; Apodiformes; Apodidae
Gene: ESYT2
Product: extended synaptotagmin 2
Exons: 24
Coding region: 161-2911 (916 amino acids)
Biological process (GO): lipid transport
Molecular function (GO): lipid binding
Source: RefSeq, a predicted model, not a curated record
GCGGCUGGUGUCGGUGCGCGGCGAGCGGGGCCGGGCGCAGGAUGCGAGACGCCGCCGCCGCCCUGCCCCCCUGCCCGCUCGCAGCCAGCGUCCGAGGAGGAGGAGCAGCAGCGGUCGCGGGAGGAGCGGCAGCAGGAGUAGGAACUGCCGCUGCCGUAGCAUGAGCGGGGCCGCGGCUAAGCAGUCCCCCGGCGCGGGGUCCGCCACGGAUCCCGCAGCCGCGGAUAAAGCGGCUGCAGCGGCUGGGGACUCGGUACCGGAGCCGCCGCCGCCGCUGCUGAGUGUGGACGUGACAGGUUUGGUGUCGCAGUUUGCGAGGAGCUUCGUGCUGAUCUUCCCUGUGUAUGUGCUGGGCUACCUGGGGCUGAGCUUCAGCUGGGUCCUCAUCGCCCUGUGCGGGCUCUUCUGGAUCCGCAGGCACCGCGGCGGCAAAACCUCCCGCCUGGGCCGGGCGCUCGCCUUCUUGGAGGACGAGGAGGAGGCGGUGCGGCUCAGCGUCUCCUCCGCAGAUCUGCCGGCGUGGGUACAUUUUCCAGACACAGAGAGGGCAGAAUGGCUCAACAAGACUGUAAAACAGAUGUGGCCUUUUAUUUGCCAAUUUAUAGAGAAACUCUUCCGGGAGACCAUAGAACCAGCAGUAAGAGGAGCAAACAACCACCUCAGUACCUUCAGUUUUACAAAGAUUGAUAUUGGAAAUCAGCCUCUGCGGAUAAAUGGUGUGAAAGUGUACACUGAAAAUGUGGACAAAAGGCAGAUCAUUCUGGAUCUUCAAAUCAGCUUUGUUGGAAACUGUGAAAUUGAUUUGGAGAUCAAGAGAUACUUCUGCAGAGCUGGCGUGAAGAGUAUCCAGAUUCAUGGCACUAUGAGGGUUAUCCUGGAACCACUAAUUGGAGACAUGCCCCUAAUUGGAGCAUUAUCCCUUUUUUUCCUUAGGAAACCUCUUUUGGAAAUUAACUGGACUGGGCUGACCAAUCUUCUGGAUGUUCCGGGACUGAAUGGCUUAUCAGACACAAUAAUAUUGGAUAUAAUAUCCAACUACCUGGUCCUUCCAAAUAGAAUUACAGUCCCCCUUGUCAGUGAAGUGCAGAUUGCUCAGCUGCGGUUUCCUAUACCAAAGGGUGUUCUAAGGAUACACUUUAUUGAAGCUCAGGACCUGGAGGGGAAAGAUACUUACCUAAAAGGGAUCGUCAAAGGAAAAUCAGAUCCUUAUGGAAUCAUCCGUGUUGGCAACCAGAUUUUCCAAAGCAAGGUUAUCAAAGAAAAUCUCAAUCCAAAAUGGAAUGAAGUUUAUGAGGCCUUAGUAUAUGAACACCCAGGGCAGGAGCUAGAGAUUGAGCUCUUUGAUGAAGAUCCAGAUAAAGAUGACUUCCUGGGAAGUUUGAUGAUAGAUUUAAUUGAAGUUGAAAAGGAGCGUCUUCUAGAUGAGUGGUUUACUUUGGAUGAAGUGUCCAAAGGAAAAUUGCAUUUAAAACUGGAAUGGCUCACAUUGAUGCCAACUGCUGAAAAUCUAGACAAGGUGCUAACAAGCAUUAAAGCUGAUAAAGACCAAGCCAAUGAUGGGCUUUCUUCUGCAUUGCUCAUUCUCUAUUUGGACUCAGCAAGAAACCUGCCCAGUAUCUACGAGGGAAACUUUGGGUGUGGAUACUUAAAAGAGAGGAGAGCAUCGGGACUAGUCUUUUGUGAAAACACUACCUCACUCUAUAGAGCACUAUUUCAUAAUCCAUUAGAAUUUAACCCUGAUGGCAUGAAGAAGGCUGCCGUUCAGAAAGCCCUCAAGUCAGGAAAGAAAAUAAACAGCAAUCCCAACCCACUUGUUUUGCUGUCAGUUGGACACAAGGCACAGGAAAGUAAGAUUCGAUACAAGACGAAUGAACCAGUAUGGGAGGAAAAUUUCACUUUCUUUGUGCACAAUCCCAAAAGACAAGAUCUUGAAGUUGAGGUGCGGGACGAGCAGCACCAGUGUUCUUUGGGAAACUUCAAACUGCCUCUAAGCCAGUUACUGGAGAGUGAAGAUUUAACUAUGCAUCAGCGGUUCCACCUGAGCAACUCUGGUCCAAACAGCACUAUAAACAUGAAGAUUGCACUCAGGGUCCUUUCUCUUGAAAAGCAAGCAAGAUCUCCAGAUCAUCAACACUCAGCCCAAGUAAAAAGGCCAUCUCUUUCCAAAGAUGCAAGAAAAUCAUCUUUUAAGCCUCAGGUUCCUGUCUCACCACCAUCUGAUUCAAACAAACCUGCUCCAGCUUCCCCGGUGACUGACAGUGAUAAAAUGAAUGAUACAGCUGAAAAAAGUCAGCCUCCUAAUGCCAGCCCCCAGUGGGCAACAGAUCUCAGCCGAAGUUCCUCCAGUCUUCAUGCCUCUAACUUCUCUUACUCUCCCAGCCACCUCUCAGUCAAGGAGCCCACUCCUAGCAUUGCCUCAGACAUCUCUCUGCCCAUCGCCACGCAGGAGCUACGGCAAAGACUCCGGCAGCUUGAAAAUGGAACAACUCUGGGGCAGUCUCCAUUAGGACAGAUUCAGCUGACAAUUCGUCAUAGUUCACAAAGAAACAAACUGAUUGUGGUUGUGCAUUCCUGCAGAAAUCUAAUAGCAUUUUCAGAAGAAGGAUCCGAUCCAUAUGUGCGAAUGUAUUUAUUGCCCGAUAAGAGACGAUCAGGAAGAAGAAAAACACAUGUAUCAAAGAAGACAUUAAACCCAGUGUUUGAUCAAAUAUUUGAUUUCAGUGUUUCCUUGCCUGAAGUACAGAGAAGAACACUAGAUGUAGCAGUGAAGAACAGUGGGGGUUUCUUAUCCAAAGAUAAAGGGCUACUUGGCAAAUUAUUAAUACCUCUGGCAUCUGAAGAACUUGCUAAAGGCUGGACUCAGUGGUAUGAUUUAACAGAAGAUGGUACAAGGCCACAAGGUGCAAGUUAGGCCCAUGGAUGCUGGGAAUUUCCCACACAUAAUUUUGCCAACCUUUAUAUAUUUUUAAAGCGCUGUUCUCACAGAUGUACCAAUAUUAUUUUUAUAGCUUUACUGAUUUAGUUCUUAAGACACAUCCCCAGUAAUUUUAUAACACUUUGUCAUUUUGUGUAGACAUAGCCUUUCUCCGUGUUAAACUUUGUAUUUUAAUUUGCUCUACAAUUUUAUGUGUUACUGUAAUGUGCAAUAGUACAGUAAAGUAACCUUUUGUGUUUAAAUUGAUCUUUAUGAUGCCUGUACCUGUUAGAAAGUGAAAAUAUUAUGUUCUGCUGUUUUCCUGCCUUGUUUUAUAUCCCACCAAGGUAUGCUGUACCAUGUAAAUAUAUACUAUUUUUUAAUAAUUCUUCCAUGCUGGUUUGAAUUCAGAAGAAAAUUAGAUAAAGGAUAUAGAUAUUUUCUUCUAAAUGCAUGGUAAUUUCUUCAGAUGAAUCUCUUUGGUCUUUGCAGCACAAUGGUCUUAAUGAUUUUUGUGAUAUUCUUCAAAAGCAAACUGCAGAAAAACAUUUUUACUUUAUUGUGUUUCUGGCCCAGUGUGGCUAGCAUAAAAUGUACAAAAUAUUAACAUUUUAGUAUUUAUAUAUAAAUGUAUAAUUGGAAAAUCAUUCUAUAGAAUAUUAUAAACAAAAAUGGUAAUUCUAUAAAUAUUGUAUAAAUAGAAGAUGAGGUCCAUGAAUCACUGUUUCUAAAUGUGAGUUUUCAUUGAAUGGAGUAAACAUAAAAACCAGUACAGUUUUAUUCUACAGGUUCACUUGGAUUUUGUUAUUUAUUCCUGUACUAGAUACGAAACCUUAGAAGGGUAUGAGGACAUGGAUUUUUCUGUAUUAUAAACAAAAUCUCUAAAUGCUUAGAACUGUCCUUAAUGCCAUGUUUCACUGAUUGAUAAGGUAUACAAAUCAGCUUGCAAUAUAAGUUCAUGUAGUAGGCAUAACCACGAGACACAUGUUAAUGUUAUUCUACAAUACUGUGCUAAAUAGUGUAUUAUGCUGUACCUUCUGUAAUACUAAAAUGGAACACCAGGAGGUAAGAAAGUGUGAAACUGGGUUUCAACUGGCUGUGUUUCCAGUUGCUUCAUGGCUACUUAGUAUGUUUGGUGCAUGAAAAAAAAUGCACUUCAGUGGUUCACCCAGGUUUUUUGAGAUAAAAUGGCAUUCUACUGAAGCAUUGCCAUAGACUGCUGCACGACCAGAGCACUGAUAAAAUUAGCACAGACUGAAAAUGUAGACAGUGAGAGUUGAAGUGAGAGUAUCAGCCUAAACAGCUGAGCUCAUAACUCUAAUUUUAUGAAUUACGUGGUUUUUCUUUUUCUGUUAAGUUUUCUCAGACUGUUAUAAAAAUGUGCAUUAAGAAUCCAAGAGAACAGUUCAGCUCUUUCAGAGCCAAUGCCCUCAUUCUUGGAUAAGUAUGCAAUUAGACAAAGUAUAUUAUUUAGCUAAGAUUCUAGAAUGAUCUCUCAGCCACGAAAGAAUUUUAAAGCAGAAUAAUAAACUCCUGAAAUUAGCUUUAUUGUAAGACAGAAUCUUAAUUCUGGAUGUAGAAUAUGCCUACAUUACUAGAUGUACCAAAGUGCCUACCAUAGAUGUAGCUUUUUGUCUUUAUGAAUUGACCCAUUUCAGUUUGUCUAAAUUCAGUUUAACAUGAACAUUUCCCAUGGAUGUGUGUGACAUGCACACAUACACCUCUAUGCAGUGAUGCUCUUCUUAUUGCCACAUUUUAUACAGGACAGUUUUAGCAAAAUUUUGCUGCUGUUACUUUCUGAUGGACUGGGCAAUAGGGGAGACUCUCUGUAAGAAAACAUUUCCAUUUUAAGUCUUUACUCUAUAUUGGAAUGUAUGAGUAUCUAUCUAUAUAUACACACAUGCACUCAUCUGUUCAUAUAAACUGUAAUAUAUCAUGAAAUACAUCUUCUUCUUGCUACUUCUCCAUUAAAAUGUUAAGAAUGGAAAGAUAGAGGAUUAUUGUUAAUGCAGUGAAAAAUGCAGAAAGUGGAAGCUGAUCUAAAUAAGGAUGAUCUAAGUGGAGCAGUAGAGCAUAAUUAUCUUUUGCCUUGGUUCAGUCUGAGGUAGAAGGACUUUUGCUGUACAGCUUGGCCAUUGACUCCCCAGAGUUUGAUCCAUAGCCAACAAAUGGGCUGUUAGACUGAUUCAGCGUUUCAAAUCUUAAGUGGAGCCUGGGGACAGAUGUUAGAAGACUGCACUUAAACAAAAAAAGUGCACAUUUUGUCUUCUAAAGUCUCAAGGGGGGAAAAAUGCUGUGUUUGAGUAAAUGUGAGAUGAUAGCACAAAAUGAAUACCUGAAUAAAGCAUAUAGGACAGGUUUACAAAACAGCUCACAAUCUAAAAUUAGGGGUAGAUGAUUAAGAGAGCCCAGUUCUCACUGAGGAAUCUAAAAUAAAGGUAUUUAAUUGUAAUUACCUAGCAGUAAUUCCCAUUGACUAAAAUAAAUCCUGGAUGCCAAACUCUUUAAAAAUGUUCUGCUGAGUAAAUUUGGAUCAGAAUAUGACUGCCUAGAUGAGAUUCAUUCUUUGAUAGUAGUAGCAAACCUCUGAAUCAUAGUAGAUUCUGAUUGUUCUGUUUAUAUGGAAGUAGGAAGGACAAACAUAACUUUUUCUCUGGGCAAAAGUUCCACUUCAUUAUCAAGUCAAUGUAUUAAUAUCAACUGAUAGCUUUUCAUGUACUUGUUUAUCCUGUGCCUUAAAAUACGAACAUAUGAAGAUGUUUAAGAAAUGGCUAAAACUAAGAUUUGUUACCUGUAUGUACCAACACAUGUUCUCUACUCUUGAAACUGUUUUUAGAAUUACUCUGCUUCACUGACAAGAAAACCAGCUUUCUUAAUUAUAGCAGUGGUAUAACCCGAACUCAAAUCAGCAUGCAUAUCACUUGGAUUUCUACUAAAAGACUUUUCAUUUUCUGUCGCGAAUUCUUUAUCGGAGCUGCAGCAAAUGGUGAGAGUUGAAAUGAGAACAAAGGGUAAUCAAUUUUGUACAGAUUGCCUUUUCUGCUCAUGUAAUUCUACAUUAUGAUGCAUGUAUUUAUUCAAUAAAUGGUUCAUAAGGAA